Molecule: messenger RNA, 2707 nt
Organism: Nymphalis io (European peacock)
Lineage: Eukaryota; Metazoa; Arthropoda; Insecta; Lepidoptera; Nymphalidae
Gene: spag
Product: RNA polymerase II-associated protein 3
Exons: 9
Coding region: 25-1539 (504 amino acids)
Molecular function (GO): protein binding
Source: RefSeq, a predicted model, not a curated record
AAACUCUUUUUCGUGUCAAUAAAAAUGGACAAAGCUUUUAAAAUACAAAGACAGGCUCGGGAUAAUGUGAACACCUUGCAAACAUAUCUCACAGAUUUACAGAAUUGGGAGAUUGAAAUGAAACGUAAAGAGGCCGCACUUAACGGUGAAUUUGUACAGGAUCUUCCACCAGUAAGGAGCAAGGCGCGUAAAGAGAAACCAGUGCAAGUCAAGAAGCAGCCCCAGAAAAGGAUCACAGGAUCUGACUACAGUGCCUGGGAAAAAUUUGAUGUGAACAAAGCAUGUGAAGAAGUAGACAUGGCAGAUCUGGGCCCCGUGUCCCUCGACAGUAAGAAAAGUCAGUCAGCAAAGGCUGAAAAGUUGAAAGAAGAAGGACGAUACGAAAAAGAGAGGGGCAACAAUUUCGUUAAGCAAGAGAAAUGGGACGAGGCUAUCUCUUGUUACAAUAGAGCUAUAGAGCUUGUGAAAGACGAUGCCAUCUUUUAUGCUAACAGAGGAUUGUGUUACUUGAAGAAGGACAGUCUCCAUCAAGCGGAAUCGGACUGCACGGAGGCGCUCCGCCUGGACCCCACGUACGUGAAGGCGCUGCAGCGGCGCGCCACGGCCCGCGAGCGGCUGGGCUCGCUGCGCGCCGCCUCGCACGACCUCGCCGCCGUGCUGCAGUACGAGCCGCACAACACCGCCGCGCGCCGCCAGCUCGAAGCCAUCAAGAUCAGGAUGGGCACCAAGGGGGCGAAAUCGAAAUCAUCGCCGUUAUCGACGCCAACGAAUGAAUCGAAACCGGUCGUAACGAAUCCUACGUCGCCAGCGAAGAUAGUGCAAUUGCCAAGCGAGCCAGCGAAGAAGGAACUCAGUCCACUAGAGAAGUGGAGGAAUGGUGUCGGUGAAAAUAUAACGGUUAUACGACCGGUGAAGAAACCUCCACAUUUAAGAUCCAAGAGGGCAUUAAAACACGUGCCCAUUCAAGAAGUCCCAUUAGGUCGUAACGCACACGACAAACCGCCGACACGUGUGAAGUUCAUUGAGAUGAGUGAUAAUAUAUCCCACGGGGACUCGAAUAACAACGAUUCCAACAAAAUCGUCGAAACCGCCCCACAUUGUGAUGGUGACAAGAAGAUUAAUAUGAAAAUCGGUGACCAUGUUAAUGUUAAUGAUAUAAUGCAAAAUAUGGUACCACCAAUGAGUAGUGUUCAAUUUAUGGCGGAGUGGAAGUAUUUGAAAGGAAAUAACCGCGCUAGAAGUGAUUAUUUGAGUAUAAUAGAACCGACAAAGUUACCAGCUAUCUUCGAGAAUGCUCUGGAAAGCGACGUGCUCUCCGAUCUCCUAUACACGCUAUGUCAUAAUAAGGAUAAAUUUAGAAACAAAACAAUAUCGGCCUAUCUCAAGGGUCUCAGCAAGGUUAAAAGAUUCUCCGCUCUGGCCAUGUUCCUCACCAACAGCGAUAAGAAUUUGUUAAACGACAUGCUGUGUCACUGCAAAGACGUUGAAAAUUUAAGCGACAAUGAGAUUGCGGAUUUGACAAACAAAUAUGAACUUUAAUCCCAUUAGAAUAAAGUGUUAAAACAAUGUCAAAACAUUGCUAAUAAAAAGAGAAAAAUUUUACUUUUCAGGAAUGUUCUUUAAAACAAAUAUGAUUUGGAAUUGUCAUUAGUUGUUUCUAUCAAAGAAUUUGCUUAUAAAGUUUAAUUUUCCAUAAUCAAAAGCAGUUUUCGGAUUUAAAUCUCUCUCUGUCAUAAAAACCUCGUGUAGCAUAAAUUUAUUGAUCUCUUUAUUUGAUGGUUGGGUAGAAAAACUCGUAACAGGCAUAUAAAAGGAAUGAGUAUCAAUGCGUUUAACGCCAUCUGUUAAUAAUGAGAACUUAAGGAAACGUCAUGUUGCCCUUUUUGAUUUGGUGUACAUUGUAACACUUGCGGAUUUUAGAUAAAUUGUUAACAUAUAUUAUAUACUAUUAUGCCUUCAAAAUUCAAUAAGCCGUUAUGUUGAGUGUAUCAAUCGCCUUCGUGUAUCCUUUGUGGGACGUGAUGAUAAAAUAAUCUGUGAAAAUGAAGAAGAAAAAAAGCUCUUCAAGACAAGUAUUAUUAAUAUGUAUUGCCAGGUCCUAUAUUUAACGAAUCGUAAUUGUACACCACCAUAUAGGGAUGCAAUCACGAGGCUAUUUACUGUAGAAGUGCGUCAGAAUUUUAGAUAGAAUAACUAUGAAUUGAUAUAAAAUAUAUAUUUAGAUAGACUUUUCAAAGGGUUUCUAUCUAUUUUACUGGCUGUUAUUUAAUUUCAUGGAAAAAAAAGUAAUAAAUGAAAAAAUAAGUUAACCAUGACCUUUGCUAAUAUUUUAAAGGCAAAAGGUGCGUUUGUUUUUUAAUUGUUACGUAACUACUCAACUGAUUGUCGUGAAGACUUGCUAACGCGUUGUUCUGGGAACAGAAAUGGACAUAGGGUACUUCCAGCUCUCCAGCCUUCACACGCAAGCGAUGUAGCGGGCGGUAAUUAGAUGAAUAUAUUUUGUCAUCUCAUAUAAUUAAUCUCCAACCUAUGAGGGAAUGCGUUCCUCAUAGAGCCGUGAUCGUAUGGAUGAGGUAAUUUUGAAUCAGCGGAGAAUUUACAAUGAGAAACGUAUAGUUUAUGGCUAACAAAUAAUAUCAUUAAGAACUAUAUCAGUCAGUCAAUUUAAAAAAUAAAUUAUUAAUAUUAUUUAUGCUUAAUUUAAUUA